UCAGCUGCUCCACAAAUCGAACAGAUUGGAGCUUUUCAAAACCAAACAAACAUUGGAGGUUUUCAAAUGGGCGGAAUGAACUUCCAAAAUCAAUCUUUGGGAGGAGUUGAACAAAUUGGAGGAUUACAAAACCAAACAAAUCUGGGAGGAUUACAAGGUCAAAUGGGAGGCAUGAACUUACAAAACCAAAGCUUCGGAGGAGUUGAUCAAAUUGGAGGAUUACAAAACCAAACAAACCUUGGAGGAUUUCAAAUGGGAGGCAUAAACUUACAAAACCAAAGCUUCGGAGGAGUUGACCAAAUUGGAGGAUUACAAAACCAAACAAACUUCGGAGAUCUUCAAGGUCAAAUGGGAGGAAUGAAUUUACAAAAUCAAUCUUUCGGAGGAGUUGAUCAAAUUGGAGGUUUACAAAACCAAACAAACCUUGGAGGAUUUCAAAUGGGAGGCAUGAACUUACAAAAUCAAUCUUUCGGAGGAGUUGAUCAAAUCGGAGGGUUACAAAACCAAACAAAUCUAGGAGGGUUACAAGGUCAAAUGGGAGGUAUGAACUUACAAAACCAAAGCUUCGGAGGAGUUGAUCAAAUUGGAGGUUUACAAAACCAAACAAACUUCGGAGAUCUUCAAGGUCAAAUGGGAGGCAUGAAUUUACAAAACCAAAGCUUCGGAGGAGUUGACCAAAUUGGAGGAUUACAAAACCAAACAAACUUCGGAGAUCUUCAAGGUCAAAUGGGAGGAAUGAACUUACAAAACCAAAGCUUCGGAGGAGUUGAUCAAAUUGGAGGAUUACAAAACCAAACAAAUCUGGGAGGAUUACAAGGUCAAAUGGGAGGCAUGAACUUACAAAACCAAAGCUUCGGAGGAGUUGACCAAAUUGGAGGUUUACAAAACCAAACAAACUUCGGAGAUCUUCAAGGUCAAAUGGGAGGCAUGAACUUACAAAACCAAAGCUUCGGAGGAGUUGACCAAAUUGGAGGUUUACAAAACCAAACAAACUUCGGAGAUCUUCAAGGUCAAAUGGGAGGAAUGAACUUACAAAAUCAAUCUUUCGGAGGAGUUGAUCAAAUUGGAGGUUUACAAAACCAAACAAACCUUGGAGGAUUUCAAAUGGGAGGCAUGAACUUACAAAACCAAAGCUUCGGAGGAGUUGAUCAAAUCGGAGGUUUACAAAACCAAACAAACAUCGGAGGCUCAGGCAUAAACAUUCAAAAUCAAAACAUCUCGAGCAUCACACAAACAGGAGGAAUUCAAAACAGAACAUUCAGUUUUCCACAAAUGCAAGGUCCUAACAUGAAUGAAACAACCAUUGGAGGAUCGCCUGGAAAUAUAAAUUUCCAAAACCAAAACAUUACAUCUAUUACACAAACGGGCGGCAUUCAAAAUUCCAUAAAGAAUAGAAGUAACAAGAGACCCAACAAGGGAAAGGGUAAGCCCGAAAGAAAACAGUAAAGUAGAACAACAUUUCUGUGGCAUGUAUGUAUCGGUUCAAUCAUGAGUAUAACGUUUUUUCCAUUCUCUAAAUCUGGGGCAAAUAUUUCGUUUAAUAAAGUUUGUUGUUUUUUGGUUUUAAAUCUUAACCAUCAGACCUUUUGUAAUCAUCAUGGAUCUCAGUCGUUAAGCUAAGUUUCCAUUAGCGUUUUCAGAAGCUUCAUAUGAAGUCUGAAAACGCUAAGUGAAACUUGAGCUUUUUUACAGUUGUUAAAUAUCAGGCGAACCAAUAAUCCUUGAAAUGAACUGAUCCAAAUUGUGAAGGCGUUAUCACUUUAUUGUCCAUAUAAUGCGAGAUUGUCCGUUUCUUAACUACAAAAUACUUAUAAUACCACAAAAAGCAGU
Messenger RNA from Culicoides brevitarsis, 1830 nucleotides. RefSeq names its product epsin-like. NCBI's taxonomy places the organism in Eukaryota, Metazoa, Arthropoda, Insecta, Diptera, Ceratopogonidae. The transcript is spliced from 2 exons. The record is from RefSeq and is a predicted model, not a curated record. Bases 67 to 1446 code for a protein of 459 amino acids.